AUGGGCCGCAUUUACCAGCAGCAUGUGAACGUUGGUUCUCCCACUUCCUCAAAGAACUUGACCUCCAUAAGUGAGACCCAUCAUGUCUGCAGGUCUUCAGAAAUGUGGCAUCAGAACUUUGGACUUUUAGGAAAAUCCUACACCCAUGACACAACAGGAUCCUUUUUGCUGGUGAAGUGGCUCCACAUACCCCUGCACACAGUGCCUCUGUGUAGUGCUGUGGUGGAUGUUGCUAUCCAGGAUUAUGUGGCUGACGUGGCCUCCAAACUUAUCUACCAGAACAAGAGCAGAUCUCCACAGAAAUCCUUUGUCUUCCCUCUGGGCUCCCACAUGGAUAUCUACUCCUUCCAGGCCUGCAGUGAGGAUGCCAAGGUCCAGGCCACGCUGCAGGAUACCACCCAGCAGCAGCACGAGGCUGCAGGGGGCUGGGAGAAUCUGGAACACCUUCAGAAUCUAUCUAAUUAACCAGGUGAGGUGUUUGCCUGUUUCCUGGGCACCCUGUCCACUAGCAGAGAGGUGGUCAUGACCUUACGCUAUGUCCAAGAGCUGCCACGGAAGCUAGAUGGAGCAGCCCAUUUUUUGCUGCCACCCACAAUGCAUCCCUACACAAAACUCCAUGCCUGCAAUUGUCUCACUAGCAAGCUGCCCUACAGCCUCCUGCUCACCGCUAGCCUGUAGUUGCCCUGUGGAUUGGCCAAUGUCCAGUCCAACUUCUCCCUCACCCCUUUGAUCUACACUGUCCAGGACCGCAGCACGGCACAGGUCUCACUGGCUGGCAUCCCCCCAAGUCAGCAUGAUUUGGAGCUGCUGGUGUAUUUUGGAGAACCCACAACAAUCAGUCCUGUGGUAAAGGGAGACUCUGGGGCCACACAAGGCUCCCUGCUUCGUGACCCCAUGGUGUGUGUGAUGCUGGCACCCAGCAUCCCUCAGGCAGUGCCUGGGCAGCACCAGGCUGGAGAGUUCAUCUUCCUCCUGGACAUCACUUUUCUUGAACAUGAACAGGACUCCCAGCUCUUCCUUCUCAAAAGCCUGCCCAUGGCCUGCUAUUUCAACAUCUACUGCUAUGGAGCAACAUCUGUGGGCAUCUACAAGCAAAGUGUUGAAUAUACUCAGGACAACCUGACCAAGGCCAUGCGGCACAUCCCCUCCACUGGCUUCAGCCUGGGUGACACCAAUCUGCUGAGAACCCUCCUCUCAGUCUACGAUACCCCCCACCCCUGCGGGCAUACGCACCAGAUCUUCAUCUUCAUGGCCAGGCUACCCCCUGACAAGGAAGCCAUCGCAGCUGAGGCCUGACAUCGCUGCAAUCCCCAUAGAUGUUUCUCUUGCUUUUCUGAGGACAGUGCUGCCCUGGCUACAGCCCUGGCUGUAGCUUCACAGGGGGGUGAAGCUACCUACUUCUCCUCUGACAACAGUGUGAUAAUUGUGUUGAAGUUCCUGAAGCGAGUGCUCAAGCUAGCAUCUGAGUCUCUGAGCUGGACCCUGCCCUGUGGCCUGGAGUUUGAGGUGCUGGGGGGUAUGCCUCAGUCCAUCUUUCAGGGUCAACACAGCCUACUCUAUGCCCAGAUCCAUGGACAGGCACAGGAUACCUCGGUGGCCAGGGGGGUCAUGAUAUUGCAGUACAGCCUGGACGGCCAGGAUGUCACUCACAGGGUUGAAUUCUCACUGUGCCCACAGGGAGAUGGAGAGAACACAGGUGUCCAGGCUCUCUCCCUGCCCACCUUUGGUCCCCACUCUGUCCCCAGCCUGGCUGGGCAUCGUCUGGCCGCAAGAUGCUUGCUGAUGAGGUUGUUGCCAGAGGCUGCAAGUGGGUCAAGUGAUGAACCCAGGCAUCAUGCAGUUGAGAUCAGCCUCAUUUUGGGGAUCAUCUGCCCCUGUCUCGGCGUGUCGUUCAUCCGCGGCUCCGCAUGCCCCUUUACCAGAUAUGUCGGGGUUCACACAUCACAGAGGGUCACCUGGUACCAAGGGCCCCUGGCAGUGUUGCCACCCCUGCAGUCGCUCAUCCCCUGCAAGAUCAUUAAGCUUCAUGGCCGUGAUAACGCCUCUUCCUGCUAUCCUGUGAGUGCCUGGAUCCCACCUGGCUGGCUCACAGCAGUGUGUCAGUCAUGGCUUGCCCUCCGUCGACUCACCCAUGGCAUUGCUGCCCUGCCCCAGCGGGGGGCUUGCUCAAAAGUCUGUAAACCACCACCACUACCAUCUGUUUCUUCUCUCAAGUAUGUGGAUCCCCAUGAAGUUUUUUGGUGCUCUCCAAAUUUUGGACCUUGGUUCACCAAAGCCAUUGCUGAAUGCCAGGAGCUGGUAGCACUGUAGAAUGUGGGUGGUUCCUAGGCCCUCAGGUCAGGACUGGCCUCGCUGGAAAUUGAUGAGUCUGAAAUCAAGGGAAAGAUGCCUGGUGAGGUCAUGGAGCCAAGUGUCUGGGCCACAACGCUGGCUGUGACCUGGAUGCACAGAAACGACAAAUGCUACCAAGACCUCUGUGAGGUGCUGGAGGCCAAGGCUAUGACCUGGCUGUGCAGCCAAGACACUCAGUUAGACAAGUGCCUGGAGGCAGCCAACACCCUCCUUGGGAGCAGCAUGAAGCCAAGUGAGCUCAACACAUGCCUUGUGCUACAGGCUGGCAGCACCUGCAGAACUAAAAAGGGCCAGAAAGUAUAG
Molecule: messenger RNA, 2655 nt
Organism: Tyto alba (common barn owl)
Lineage: Eukaryota; Metazoa; Chordata; Aves; Strigiformes; Tytonidae
Gene: VWA5A
Product: von Willebrand factor A domain containing 5A
Source: RefSeq, a predicted model, not a curated record